GGUCGUGGAGGAUCAGCCGAGGUUUACGAGGUCACGAAAGAUGGACGUCGUUUUGCUAUCAAGAUCGUUUCCGCGAGGAACACGAAACACUUAGAGGGGUUUCGGCAAGAAGUGGAAUUGUUGGAACGGUUCUCAAAAAGGCCAGAGAUUAUUCGAUGCUACGGAAGUCGGGCACUGGAUUUGAAGUUGUACAUUCUUUUGGAGUAUGCGGAAUGCGAUUUUCAUCAGUACGCUAAAAGGUUUCCACAGGGGAUGGCCCUGAAAACGAUCGCACAUUGCUGGUCCCAAAUGCUGGCAGCAGUGAAAAUCAUCCACGAGGCGAACAUUGUCCAUUUCGAUCUGAAACCAGCCAAUUUCUUGGUCGUCAAGAGUAAUUCUACUAAAACAACCUCCCUAAAACAACUCCAGCAAGAAUCAAGUUCAAGCAACGACAACGACUCCAUGAUGAUGAACAACUGCAAUAAUAUCAUUUUGAAGUUAUCUGAUUUUGGCUUAGCGCGCGCAGUGCAACCAGACAUGACGCACAUCUCCAGAAACGAACAGUGUGGAACGAUCAGAUACAUGGCACCCGAAGCCUUUUACCAGCCAGAAGAAUAUUUCAGCAGCAUGAAAAUGACGCCAGGUUGCGACGUUUGGUCUCUUGGUAUCAUCCUCUACGCCUUGAUCUACCUAAAAACGCCCUACGAGCAUUUCGAGGGC
This is a messenger RNA of Amoebophrya sp. A25, 699 nucleotides long. The record is from the annotation of a GenBank genome assembly. NCBI's taxonomy places the organism in Eukaryota, Dinophyceae, Syndiniales, Amoebophryaceae.